Messenger RNA from Coturnix japonica (Japanese quail), 4166 nucleotides. RefSeq names its product VPS26 retromer complex component B (gene VPS26B). Gene Ontology annotation, biological process: intracellular protein transport. The record is from RefSeq and is a predicted model, not a curated record. NCBI's taxonomy places the organism in Eukaryota, Metazoa, Chordata, Aves, Galliformes, Phasianidae.
CCGAGCCGUCGGCGCAUGCGCAGUGCGCUGAGCCGGGCCGGUGCCGUGCGGUGCGUUGCGGGGCGGUGGGUGCGGGUCCAUCACGCAGCGUUACCGGCCCCGUUGUGCCGCAUUGCGGCCCCUUUAUUCCAUCCCGGGGGCUCCCGUUGUCCCCUCGGGGCUGUACCGGUACCAUGAGCUUCUUCGGGUUCGGACAGAGCGCGGAGGUGGAGCUGGUGCUGAGCGAUGCCGAGAGCAGGAGGCGGGUGGAGCAUAAAACGGAGGAAGGCAAGAAAGAGAAAUAUUUCCUAUUUUAUGAUGGAGAAACAGUGUCCGGCCGGGUCAUCCUCACCUUAAAGCACCCCAACAGGAGGUUGGAGCAUCAGGGCAUCAAGGUGGAGUUCAUCGGGCAGAUCGAGCUCUACUAUGACCGAGGAAACCACCAUGAGUUUGUGUCCCUGGUGAAAGACCUGGCCCGUCCUGGGGAAUUCACUCAGUCACAGAUAUUUGACUUUGAAUUCACACACGUGGAAAAACCUUAUGAGUCCUACACGGGGCAGAAUGUGAAGUUGAGGUAUUUCCUCCGAGCGACUGUCAGCCGCAGACUGAACGAUGUGGUGAAGGAGAUGGACAUAGUCGUGCACACUCUGAGCACCUACCCAGAGCUCAACUCCUCUAUUAAGAUGGAGGUGGGGAUUGAGGACUGCCUGCACAUUGAGUUUGAGUAUAACAAGUCCAAGUAUCAUUUAAAAGACGUGAUUGUUGGUAAGAUCUACUUCUUGCUAGUGCGGAUCAAGAUCAAACACAUGGAGAUAGAUAUCAUCAAGAGAGAAACGACAGGGACGGGACCCAAUGUCUAUCACGAGAAUGACACAAUAGCUAAAUAUGAGAUCAUGGAUGGUGCCCCUGUGAGAGGGGAGUCCAUUCCCAUCAGACUCUUUCUGGCUGGCUACGAGCUGACUCCAACAAUGAGAGACAUCAAUAAGAAGUUCUCAGUGCGUUAUUACCUCAAUUUGGUGCUGAUUGACGAGGAAGAGAGACGCUACUUUAAACAGCAGGAGGUGGUGCUUUGGAGGAAAGGAGAUAUAGUGAGGAAGAGCAUGUCCCACCAAGCGGCCAUCGCCUCCCAGCGCUUUGAGGGGACGUCCUCGCACACGGAGGCCAAGACCCCCAACCAGCCUGCAGAGAACAACGGGCGGCAGUGAGAGGCCAUGCAGAGGAGGGCUGCUGUGAAUCCAGCGGGGACAGCAGCGAGGAGGAAGAAAACAACACUUCAGAGACUUCGUGAAAACAAAUAUCCGUUUUUGAACUCAAUUCCUUUCUUCAAAGGACUAGCAGGGUGGGAAGGGGCUGGGAGGGCAGGGUAAGGUGGAGCACUGGUGGUGCAGAGUUGAAGGUACCUCAGUGCUUCCCCAUCAACUACAUUCCUCGGGUCGGCUGCUUUGAGGCACAUCUGGAAGCUGCGGAGCUGCCUGAUCUCCUCUUUGCCCCGAGACCCUUUUGGGGUGGCUGCGGGGAGGGAGAGAGCAAGUGAAGGCCAAAGCUGCUGCUGCGGCUCAGCGGUGUGGAGGUUGCUUUGGGACUGCGUGGGAUGGGUAUCUUUUUCUUGCCUUUCAGAAAUCUUCACAAGGGAAAAUGACGUGGCAUUUGGUUGGAAGGUAGAGGAGGGAGUCGGAGACUGAGGUGCAGCCUACUUGAAGUGGUUUCGUGUUAUCCCCUCACUGCCUCCUCUUCCUCUUUGUGUUGGUGGUGGAUUCUUUGUCACAAGCAGUUACAUAAUGCAGUUGAGUCAGGCAGUGCCACGCAGCCACUCUGCUGGUGGAGCAUGGGCAGCGGGAUGGCUUCUGUGUCCUUAUGGGAGCUGCUGGCUGUGUGCUGUGCCAGGGGGAGCUGGGCUGGUUGGUAGGGAGGGAGGCAUAUGGAUCCAGUGGGACAUGGAACAGAGAGGUGGCACAGGUUGGGCAGUGCAGUGAGGGUUGGGAGGAGCAGACAGUGGUGCUGGGUGGUUAAGAAGUCGGGGCAGGAGGGCUGCAGGCUGAGAGCAGCGCCUUGUGAGCAGUGUGUGUGGGGCUGCUGCACUCAGCCAGGUCCCAUCUGCAGGCCAGAGCAUCCUUGAGAGGUCUGGAGCUUUGGUUUUGGGAUAUUAAAUACUAUGGGAGUGAGUUUGUACUGCACAUGCUGCCCUGCUUGUGCUUUGUGUCCUUGUGACAGAGCAGGCUUUGCAGCAGGGCUGAGAGCAGUGCAGAAACGUGUGUUGUAUUUGCUCUCUCACAUGCAGAGUGAGGAUUGGUAACGCCAGAGAGAGGAUGCAGUUGUUUAAGGAGCUCGUGGCUGAUGUGUGCUGCUGGAUGAGCCAAGCAGCAGCUGGAAGGAUGGUGGAGUUCUCAUAUUCCAGAGGGACAUUAUUCAGGCCUGAGCUGAAGUCACCAGUGAGGUCUGAGGGUGUGCCUUGAACUGAGAACCUGAAUGCAGUUGUGUUGUUGGUUGUUCUUUUUUAAACUCUAAAAUAAGCUGCUUUUAGUCUUCAACUAAGUAGAAUCAUGAGAACAUUCCCAGAAUGGAAUCACUCCUCCGUUACAAAUUAGAAAUGGCUUUGUAGAUUUGAUUGAGUUUGGAGAAUAUCCAUCCUGUUUAGAUGCCCUUUGUAGAAGCAGGUGGUUGGAGCUCCUACCAGAGAGACAAGCCUGCAAUAGAUGCUGGGAUCGGAGCUCCAUCAAGUGGGAUUUGGCUGAGUUUCCCUGCAAGUUUGUGGCUCGCUGUGGUUUUGUCCAGCUUCUUUCUGAUUCUGGAAUGAACCUCCUCUGCCUCUGUCCUACAGCUGGAUGUAGAACAGUUGUCUUGCAGCUGGGAAACGGAGGCAUCUUCUGCUUUGUUUAGUCGAAUGAUGCUGGUGGAGGGAAUGGGGUCAGGGUGGGAAGGGGAGCUUUUUAUGUAAUAAGACAGCUACUGUAUUUCAGUGAUCAAUGUGUGUUUCUGCUUGCCAAAGUAAGUUAUCUUUUAAUCACCAUGUGUAAGGUUGUGGUUUUUAGUAGAGCUGGGCAGUCUCGCUCUGUUGUAGAGGACACUAAUGAACUCAUCUCUGCUGAAUGCUCGUGUCACACCAUGUUUCUGCUCUGUAAUAGUGAAGACGUGACUUGCUCUUCUUUACGUGAGAAGCGUGUGCCAUGGGCUGGAGCUGUGAGCUCCUCAGACUGAAGCAAAAGCUGAGACAACCUUGUUACGCCGGGGCAAGGGGUGGCAACGUCUGCAGGUCUGACAUGGCAAAGCAAUCUGGAUGUUACUUUGACACUCUACUCCCCCUCUAUGAAGGGGGAACCACCUGCGCUGUGGCAAUAUACAAUCAUUGAGAGACAAGCGAAGCUCCUGCAGGAGCCUCAGGGGAUAGCAGACUAUCAUUCCACAGCUAAGCUGAGCACAGCAGCACCCAAACCACCCUUUGCUUACCCUCAGCUCUCCUCCUACGUAAAGCUUUUCCCCCUGUGAAUUCCUUUUGAUUGUAGGCUAUGUGGUAUUAAAGAAGCCCCACGGAUGAAAAUGUCUUUGCAUUCCAGGAGUGGUUUGUUUACUGUCUGAACAGCAUCAGUACAGUCUGAUAAUGCACUGUAAGGAGAUUUUGAUUCAUCAUCUGUUCAUCACAGAAUGGCUCGGGUUGGAAGGGAUCUUAAAGAUCAUCCAGUUGUGACUCUCCUUCCAUGGGUAGGGUUGAAUGCAUGAGCCUGUUUGGCUUUUUGUUUUGUUUCUUCCUCCUUUGUGCCUCUUUCCCCGAGCUGCGGAAUCACACUUGGGAAAUGAUCCCCACUUUUACUUAAUAUAAGAAUCGUUGAACCCCAUUAGGCCCUCUGUUUGGGGUGGAGCAGAUGUGCUGAGCAGAUAAGUGGAAGCAUAAGAACAAGGUACUAUAGGAAAGCACUUCAUUAGCACAGUGCGGGGCAGACGCUAAUUGAGUUGUGUUCCCCUGAGCUGGAUGGUUCUGUGCAUUACUUGGGUCAUUCCCUCUCUCCUCGGCAGCUUCAUGUAGGGAGGAGUGGGCAAGUACUAAACCAAGCAGUGCAACUUGUAAUUAAGCCUCUGCUGUGUUUACAUGUUUCUUAAUUCAUCGUCUUUUCAAUGGCUGUAUUUUAAAACUUGGGUUUGUUUUUUUUUGUCUCUCCAAUUAAAAAAGAGCCAGACUUGGCUUUCAAAUGCUG